Messenger RNA from Anolis sagrei ordinatus, 1928 nucleotides. It is a transcript of the gene PLA2G7, whose product is annotated as phospholipase A2 group VII. The record is from RefSeq and is a predicted model, not a curated record. Lineage: Eukaryota; Metazoa; Chordata; Lepidosauria; Squamata; Anolidae. Gene Ontology annotation, molecular function: 1-alkyl-2-acetylglycerophosphocholine esterase activity.
ACGUACAGCGGGAUCCAUAGUAAACAUUGGCAUGUGUAAGAGAUGAGUGGCAAUGGGUGGCCUUCCAAAGCCUCUGACUGCUCCCCGAAGGCGAUUGAGAAGCAGCAGCAGCAGCAGCAGCGGCCUGAGGGAGCGCCCUCCCCUUCCCCGCUUCUCCAGCCAGCCGGGGGCGGAGCUGAUGGCCGAGCUCCUUGGGCCACAGGAGCCCAGCAAGCCGGGGUCGCCGCGGAGGACGGAAGACGUGGUGUUGCUGCCCAACAAAAUCAGUUUUCUCAAGCCCUUCAUUACCAUCCUCUCAAUGCCAAAGGCGCAGAAAAACAUGAAGUUUCAUAGAAGAUGAGGAAGAAAGGGUGCAAAAAGAGCAGCUGUUGAUUUUCAAAGCUCUGUUCAUUGCUCCUCUUUGUAAAGGAACAGAACACAGAAUAUUGCAGUAGAAAUGGGGAACAGGUUUGGGAGAAUCCCUGCAGGCAAAGGCCCUUAUUCUGUGGGAUGCACGGACCUGAUGACGGGUCAUAAUAUUCAGGGAAUUUUUUUGCGCCUGUAUUACCCUUCCCAAAACGGCACAAGUAGUGAAGAAACACUGUGGAUUCCCAAGAAAGAAUAUUACUAUGGACUGUCUGAUUUUCUUAACUUUCAGCGGACAAUAGGAGAGUUCAUUUUUGCAUGUUUUUUUGGCUCAGUGACAUGUCCUGCCAAAUGGAAUGCAGUGUUCAAGUCUGGAGAAAAGUACCCCCUCAUUAUUUUUUCCCAUGGACUUGGAGCUUUCAGAAGUAUAUAUUCAGCAAUUUGCAUUGAAAUGGCAUCUCAGGGUUUUGUCGUUGCUGCUGUUGAACACAGGGACCAGUCUGCUUCAGCUACAUAUUACUAUGAGGGGAAACCUGUUUCAGGAACAAAAGGCAAAGUUUCAGAGCUGCAUGAGGAAUGGAUUUAUUACCGGAAAUUAAAAGCAGAUGAAGAUGAAUUUUACUUGCGUCAUCAACAGCUACAGCAACGGGCAGAUGAAUGCACCAGGGCUGUUGACCUCAUGCUUGACAUCAAUUCUGGAAAGCCACCCGUGAAUGUGCUGCCUCUGAACUUUAACUGGAUCCUUUUAAAGGAUUCUAUUGACAUACAGAAGAUAACAAUGAUGGGGCACUCUUUUGGUGCUGCUACAGCCAUUGAGACUCUUGGCAAAGAUGUGCGAUUCAAGUGUGGUAUUGCUCUUGAUGCAUGGAUGUUACCCCUGUCUGAUGAAAUUUAUCCAAGAGUUCACCAGCCACUGCUGUUUAUAAAUUCAGAAAAAUUCCAGUGGGCUGCAAACAUUCUCGAAAUGAAGAAAUUAAACUGCGAAGACAGAGAAAGAAAAAUGAUCACAAUCGAAGGUUCCGUACAUCAGAGUUUUCCAGACUUUACAUUCCUCGUUGGUAGUAUUGUUGGAAAGAUUUUCAAUCUGAAAGGAGAAAUAGACCCCAACACAGCCAUUGAUAUUAGCAACAAAGCUUCGUUAGCUUUCUUACAGAAAUGUUUAGGCCUGAAGAAAGAUUUUAACCAGUGGGACGCUCUCUUAGAUGGCAAAGGUCUCAAUGUCAUUCAAGGCACCAACAUUGAUUUACCUCCAGUGGCAUCUCAGUCUGAACAAUAGAAUACUCUGCACUUUUAAACUCUUGAUUGAUAGGUGCUAUUUGUUUAUUGACCAUUCUGUAGAAUGCUUGAUGUAUACAGUUCAGUACAAUUUUUGUACCUUCUCCAUUUUUGUAGCAUUAUAUUUUUCCAGAUGUGAGAUCUUUACAUUAUUUGUCUAUCUGUUACAAUAUUAAUAGUCAUUCUUUAUUCUAGUCAGUUCGCACACAUCUCUAGGUCACAUCUGGCAAUGAAUCUAGCUACUGAAAUAGCUCACACUGAAGGUUUCGAAGGAUAUGAUUUGCUAAAUAAAGUUGAUUGACACAAAA